AUGGAAGGACAAGUCUACAAAGACGUGGUUUUGACAGAGUGGGAACUGACAGAGCAACAAGACAUUAUUCUCGGAAAGCCUUGGCUUGUCCAGUACAAUCCAAGAAUCGAUUCGAGGACUCAUACGACUGAGUUACCGACUCCCUUAGCUCCUGUUGAGUCAGGAGAGUUUGAAGAACGCGUAAAGCAAGGAUACUAUGCCGAAGUCUACUUAAUGAGCAUCAAGAAGAAGGAGAUCGAGCCAGUGCCGGUUCCAAUCCACCAAGUGCUGGACGAGUAUCCCCAAGUCUUUCCAGAUCAAUUGCCGGAUGUCUUGCCGCCAGAGCGAGACAUUGAACAUGAGAUCCUGCUUAAGCAGGACGCCAAGCCGUCCAACGGAGCGCCAUUUCGCCUGUCCAAAGUGGAGCAAGAAGCUCUGGAUAACUUUGUGGACGACUUGGUGAAGAAAAGAUGGGUGGAGAUUCCGAAUUCACCCUGGGUCUCCAACAUUUUCGGCGUUCCAAAGAAAGAUCCGACAACGGGCAAGUUUACGACGAGGCUUGAAUGGAUCCGUUCUGCCAAUCCAACGAUGCCAAUACGCUGGGUAAUUGACUACAGACACGUCAACAGUCAAACCAAAGUCCCAAAGAUUCCGCUUCCUCACAUCGAAGAGCACUUCGACAAGAUGCAAAGUGCAAAGAUCUUCUCGGUUAUCGACUUGGCAUCCGGGUAUCACCAGAUGCGAAUGAAAGAGAAUAGCAAGCAGUAUACCGCGUUCGGGACGAAUAGCGAAAUUUAUCAGUGGAAGGUUGCUCCCAUGGGUCUCACAGGAAUGCCAGGCACAUGGACAAGACUCAUGCGGACGCUGCUGUCAAAACUGAAAUUCGUGGUUGUCUAUCUGGACGACAUUUGUGUGUUUUCAAGCUGUUUCGACGACCAUCUGCAGCAUUUGCGCCAAGUGUUUGCUGUUCUUCAAGACAACAAGCUGUAUACUCGAAGCGAGAAAUGCUCAUUCGGCAAGCAGUCUGUUGAGUUCUUGGGUCAUAUCAUUUCGGCCGAAGGUCUCCAAGUCGACGCUCGCAAGAUCGAUGCUGUCACAAACUGGCAGACUCCGCAGAACAACAAGGACUUGCAGCGUUUCAUCGGGCUAGCUGGCUACUAUCGACGAUUCAUUAAGGGCUUUGCACUGCUAGUAUUGCCCUAA
This is a messenger RNA of Plasmopara halstedii, 1182 nucleotides long. RefSeq names its product retrotransposon unclassified. The transcript has a single exon. The record is from RefSeq and is a predicted model, not a curated record. The coding region runs from base 1 to 1182 and encodes 393 amino acids. Lineage: Eukaryota; Oomycota; Peronosporomycetes; Peronosporales; Peronosporaceae.